Messenger RNA from Tripterygium wilfordii, 3087 nucleotides. RefSeq names its product putative disease resistance protein RGA3. Lineage: Eukaryota; Viridiplantae; Streptophyta; Magnoliopsida; Celastrales; Celastraceae. The record is from RefSeq and is a predicted model, not a curated record. The transcript is spliced from 2 exons. Gene Ontology annotation, molecular function: ADP binding. Bases 64 to 2622 code for a protein of 852 amino acids. Gene Ontology annotation, biological process: defense response to other organism.
ACUCUCUCACCAAGACAUAUCUUCUCAAAUCAGAUAGCAUCUCCGAAUCCAACUUGACCGGAAAUGGCAGAAACAUUUCUUUACACCAUCGCAGAGAGGGUUUUGGCAAAGAUAACCUCUGUUGUCAUCCACCAUCAAUGGGAUCUUGAGAACGAUCUGAAAAAGCUUCAGGAAAACUUGUUGACCAUAAAAGCUGUCCUCUUGGAUGCUGAAGAGAAGCAGUUGCAGAACCAUGAAUUGCGCCUCUGGCUUGGGAGGCUUAGAAGUGUUUGUUAUAAUGCCGAGGACGUGCUGGAUGAGUUGGAGUACGAAAGCUUGCGCAAACAAGCAUUGAAACAAUCUAGCAAUACCAAAAACAAGGUACGUCGCUUCUUUUCAAGCUCGAAUCCACUCGCAUUCCAUUUUAAAAUGAGUCGCAAGAUUAAGGAGCUCAGAGAGAGAUUAGACGAGAUAGCGAAUCAGAAGUCUAGAUUCCAUCUUGUAGAGCUCGUUGACUAUCGACUAGUUGUGCGAAGACAAAGAGAGAUGACUGACUCGUUGUUGCGUACAUCGAAUGUUAUUGGGAGAGAACAUGACAAGGAAUUGAUCAUGAAGUUCCUAUUGGGUCCAAACGUCUGUGACUCUGUCUCUGUAAUUCCUAUUGUUGGAAUAGGAGGUUUGGGAAAGACUACACUUGCUAAAUUGUUGUACAAUGACGAGAGAGUGGAUGAAUAUUUUCAACUAAAGCUUUGGGUGUGUGCAUCUGAGGAAUUUGACAAGACCCAAAUCAUGAUAAACAUGAUCAAGUCGUUAACCCACGAAAACCGCAGCGACUUAGAUCCUGAUCAAUUGCAGACUUGCAUUCAAGGUAAGCUGAAUGCCAAGAAAUUCUUGAUCAUUUUGGAUGAUUUGUGGAGCGAUGAUCGUGGGAAAUGGAUGGAAUUGAGAGAUUUGUUCGAUGGAGGCGACACCAGAAGUAAAGUCAUUGUCACUACGCGUAGCUCUUCGGUUGCGACAAUUGUUGGCACAACAUCAGCAUACAACUUGAAAGGUCUCUGUCAUGAAGAUUGUUUGUCCCUGUUUAAAAAAUGGGCAUUCAAAGAAGGAGAAGAGAAGCGAUAUCCAAACCUCAUGGAAAUGGGGAAUGACAUUGUGAUGAAAUGCGGAGGCCUUCCUCUGGCAGUAAGGACGUUGGGGACUCUACUAUACUCGAAGAACGAUGAACAUUAUUGGAAAUUCAUAAGAGAUAACGAGAUAUGGAAAUUCGAUCAGAAAGAAGGAGACAUUUUACCUGUAUUAAGACUAAGUUAUGAUCAAAUGCCGUCUCACUUGAAACCAUGUUUUGCUAUCUGUUCGAUCUUUCCAAAGGAUCAUGUGUUCGAUAGUUACGCAUUGGUUCAACUUUGGAUGGCACACGGACUGCUUCAACCAUCAUAUGAAAAUCAAGAGCUUGAAGAUGUUGGAUUACAAUAUAUGAAGGAGUUGUAUUCAAGGUCAUUCUUUCAAGAUUUUGGUGACUAUGUGCACUUCAUGGUUUUUAAAAUGCAUGAUUUGGUGCAUAAUCUUGCAUUAUCUGUUGCGCAAAGUGACUACAUGGUGCUUGAUGAUCUUAGAAAGAAUAUAUCUGAAGAGAUUCGACAUCUAUCGUUCGCUGAUAAUGUGACUUCGUUUGCCCGAGAGGUUCCAAGCUUACUUCGAAAAUCAAAUCAUUUGCGAACCAUCAUUUUUCCAACCGAAGCAGAAGGGCCUAUUACAGAGUCCUUUAUUAAUAGAUGCAUAUCCAUUUGUAAGUGUUUGAGAAUGAUAGAUUUAAGCGGAUCAUCGUUUGAGGUGUUGCCGAGUUCAAUUGGUGGCUUGAAGCAUUUGAGGAUUCUCAAUUUAAGUGCAAAUGAUAGAAUCAAGAAGUUGCCGGAUUCAAUCUGCAAGUUGCACAACUUACAAGCUUUAUUAGCAGGUAAAUGUUCGCAACUUACAGAAUUGCCAAGAGACAUAAAGAACAUGAUUAGAUUGCGAUUUCUUGAAAUUACAAUCAAACAGAAUCAUUUGCCUGAGAAUGGAAUAGGGUGUUUGCAAUCUCUUCGAUAUCUGUCUCUAUUACAAUGCACCAAUCUUGAACUUCUGUUUGAAGGAAUGCAACGGCUUACAUGCUUGCGCAUGUUGAACAUUUGGAAUUGUAAUAGUUUGCGAUCCUUGCCACGAAAUUUGAGACAACUAACUGCAUUAGAGAAUUUAUUUAUUGGUAACUGUGAAAAGCUUGAUUUGCUGGAUGGAGACGUCGAUCAAGACAUUAAGUCGAGCCUGCAAUUGUUGAUCUUUAGUAAUUUGCCUUUGCUAACGACCUUGCCUCAGUGGCUUCAGAAGUCUACCAGAACUUUACAAUGCAUCAGAAUCAUUGAUUGUGAAAACUUCUCUUCAUUGCCUGAGUGGCUCCCAAAUUGUACCUCACUCAAAAAGAUUGAGAUCCAAGGAUGUCCCCAAUUGUUGACACUACCGGAGGGGAUGCAUCAACUCUUGGCCCUAAAUGAGUUGAAGAUUAAAGAUUGUCCAACAUUGAGUGAAAGAUGCAAAAAGGAAACUGGCGAGGAUUGGCACAAAAUAGCUCAUGUUCCGGAGAUUGAGCUUGACGAUCAAGACAACACAUAGAUACUACUUCAUCUGCUUAUAAAGACUCUGAACAUCUCUAACUGUUGGCGACUUGUUUGUAGAUGAAAGAACAUGACUACUAAUACAAUGGGUUGGCAAGCCUUAAAUUGUCGACGCUCGCUGGCUUACUUGACUUAGCUGGUGAUCUUACCUCGAUGGCUUGAAAGGUAUUUCAAAACUUCACAGUUCAUCUCAAUCUAUUUAUUGUAAAAACUUGUUGUCCCCGCCUGCAGAAUGCUUCCAAAGUUUCACAUCGCCGCCUGAAUCUAUAUCUGGAAUUGUUGUAAAUUGUUGAUUGUAUGAGAAGGGGAUGGAUUGCAUCCGCAAACCUAAAGGGGUUGAAGAUUAUAGUUUAUCCAGCACUGAGUGAAAUUAGGUGCAAUAUUUUCAUGCACCAAUUAUAUUCAUCUCAUAGCUUCACACAGUGCUUUGAUCCAAAAUGAAUGGUGACAGAAUACUUUCUUC